ACAAACAAGUCCUUGCUGCCAGAAGAUUGAGAAGCACAGCAACUUGAGGCGUAUCCCCAUUCCAUAUCAAGAAUGGACUCUGGAGCUGAAACAAGACCCAGACUCCAAUAGAGUGGAUUCUUUCCAAAACAUUUGAGAAGCUUCAGACAGCUGCAGCUGGGAUGAGAAGACUCAUAGGCAAGGGUCAAACAAGAAAACAGACAAAAUUGAAACAACUUCUCACCUGGGACCGAACUGAACACAUUUGUCCGAAGAGCCUAAAGGAUACAAAUGCUAUCGCUGAGAUAUCUUGAUGAACAGCUCGUGCUUUAAGAAGGUCUAGCUCCAAAGGUUUUUGAAGAUUUUACAGGAAUCAACAAGACCACAAGAAAUAUUUUGAGGUUUCAGACAGCUUGGAAGAAGGCCAGAUGAGCAACUGUAGUGAAUGUCCUCUUUUGAACAAUGAUGUCUCAACGAGUCAAAAUUCCUUGCAGUGCCACUUUGUCAGUCUAAAGCAGCAAAUGGCCCGGCAGAAUGCAGAGUACGAAGCUAAGAUUUUAAGCCUGGAGCAACAGAACAAAGAAUUACAGUCAGAAAUUAAGGAUCUUCAUUCACAAUUGGGUCAGCAGAGGAAGUGGUAUCGGUUGGUGGAAAUUAAAAUGCGCAAUGCAGAGAGGGCAUAUGAAGAUGCAGAGAGAAGGAAUGAAUUGCUUCAGAGAGAAAUGGAAGAGUUUUUUGAUACUUUUGGAGAAUUAACCAGUGAGAUAAAAAUACCAGAGGAAAUUACUCAAAGUUUUUAGAUACAUACUGGCCUUAAUUAAUUACAGAAAUAUCUUCUCCUUAUAAUUCACAUAUACAAUGCAAAAAUUCUGGACUUUUUCUUUUCAGAGCAAUACAGUUAUAUUAUUAUAUACACUCUUCUUGCGUAUAUAUUAAAUGUCGGCUAUACUGUGAAAUUCAGUGGUUUAAUUUAAACAGUUAUCUAUAGAAAUCAGGAAUACUCCUGUUAGUGAAGUAGGAGAGAGAAGGCAUGGAUAUGGGUAGAACUGGAAUAUAGUGGAUUUGGGGAAGAAUAAAGAGGUGGCAGAUUCUGAAUGCCAAGGGUACAGCAGAGAAGACAAUACUAUCAUAGCUUCUCUUACAAGAGAAAGCAGGGAAGCUGGACAACUAGGAAUCACUUUGAAGAAGGAAGUCCAUUUCCAGGCUUUUGCAAUCCAUUCAAGUAUUACAUGAAGUGACAAAAUAUCAUGGUUCAAGACCUCAUCCUGAGGUCAUUCUAAAGGUCUGGUAUUAUCUACUGAGUUUUAAGUGCAUUGGUCUUUUUUUUCUGAAAUAACUAAUAUUUUCCAUUUUGUAACCAACUGUUAACACGUUCUGUAAACCUAUGUAAAAUGGGAAAUCUUAUCACAGCAACAAAAUGCUGGUGAAAUAAAACUGCAUUCUUUGCA
This is a messenger RNA of Varanus komodoensis (Komodo dragon), 1427 nucleotides long. Its product is annotated as rho GTPase-activating protein 24-like. Lineage: Eukaryota; Metazoa; Chordata; Lepidosauria; Squamata; Varanidae. Bases 408 to 779 code for a protein of 123 amino acids. The record is from RefSeq and is a predicted model, not a curated record. The transcript is spliced from 2 exons.